This is a messenger RNA of Polyodon spathula (Mississippi paddlefish), 3186 nucleotides long. RefSeq names its product SLIT and NTRK-like protein 1. NCBI's taxonomy places the organism in Eukaryota, Metazoa, Chordata, Actinopteri, Acipenseriformes, Polyodontidae. The transcript has a single exon. Gene Ontology annotation, biological process: positive regulation of synapse assembly; axonogenesis; regulation of presynapse assembly. Gene Ontology annotation, cellular component: glutamatergic synapse; GABA-ergic synapse; postsynaptic density membrane. Gene Ontology annotation, molecular function: protein binding. Bases 573 to 2657 code for a protein of 694 amino acids. The record is from RefSeq and is a predicted model, not a curated record.
UGCCACUGCAGCUCAGCAGAGGGUGUCAGAUCUAGAGAGCACCAGGCUGGAACGAACAGAGCAUCUUAGCAACCCUGUUUGUAAUUCAAAAACACAAAAAGACAGCAAGAGAAACAGAUAAAGGAACGGAAAGCUGCAAGGAUUGCGGAUUUUUUGCAAUGUAUUGUGAUCAGCAGUAAAUCUUUAGUCUGGGGCGUGAUUUCAGCACCAAGGGGAAAGAACAGCACCUACCGAAAGCACCGCACAGAGAGAAAAACAUGAUUUUUAAAUUUUGCAAGGUCAGUCAAUAUCCAACCAAACAAAAUGUGCUUGAAGACGUUGUAUUUUUCUGUUUUGUCUACUACGUUGCUAAGUUAUGUUGUUAAAACAAAGAUGUUUGCUUAGGGCAACGUCUUUUGUGGUAUUGUCAACAACUGCCCAUACUACAUGUCUGAACAUAGACAUGCAUGGAUAUAAUAAGUGAUUAAUCUGGGAUCUUUUAGGUGGGUAUCAUUUAAAUAUCACUGAGCAGGCAGUGCUAUUGUAAAUUUCAUUCAUGUCUUCAAUUUGGGAAUGAAUUGUUCUUUUUGAAAAUGCUGCCUUGGAUUUUGUUGUUGAAGGCGACUCUUUGUGUUGCUAUUGGAAAUGUUACAAGGGACGUUUGUAAAGAGGGGAUCUGUUCAUGCGAUGAGAUAGAAGGCGAUUUGCACAUUGACUGCGAAAAAAGGGGUUUUUCUAAUCUGCAGCAUUUAACUGGCCCAAGUUCACAGUUCUAUCAUUUAUUGUUACACGGAAAUUCCCUGACUAGGUUGUUCCCCAAUGAGUUUGCUAACUUUUACAAUGCUGUCAGUUUACAUCUGGAAAACAACGGUUUACACGAAAUUGUUCCAGGUGCUUUUCUUGGACUGCAGUUAGUUAAACGAUUGCAUAUAAAUAACAAUAAGAUCAGAUCCUUCAGGAGGAGCACGUUUUUGGGCUUGGAUGACCUGGAAUACCUACAAGGUGAUUUUAAUUUGUUAAGGGAUAUUGACCCAGCAGUAUUUAGGGACCUAAAUAAACUGGAGGUUCUGAUUUUGAAUGACAACCUGAUCAGCGCACUUCCCACCGAUGUGUUUCAGCAUGUACCAAUAACCCACCUCGACCUGCGAGGAAACAGAAUUAAAACUUUGCCUUAUGAGGGAGUCCUGGAGCAAAUACCAGGAAUUGCUGAAAUUCUUUUGGAGGAUAACCCAUGGGACUGCAAUUGUGAUCUUGUGUCUCUGAAAGAAUGGCUUGAAAAUAUCCCUAGAAAUGCUUUGAUCGGGAGGGUACUGUGUGAGGCCCCAACGCGAUUGCAAGGACAUGAUUUAAAUGAAACAUCAGAGCAUGAGCUGUGCCCCUUAAAAAACGGAAUUGACUCCAGUUUGAUUGCGCCUCCCACAGAAGAAGAGACCACUGACCCUAGACCUAUUCCAACCCCCUUCAAAAUAAAUGGAGUAACGGUGACUCCAACUACAGCGUCUGGAAAUAAGGGGCGUCCAAAAUCACGUGGAAACUGGCAGCUGAAAACCAGACCUACAGUAAGAAUGGCAACAGUCAAUGGAAAGAAUAUGCAGUUAUAUAAUGAACAAUGCCCACUUACAUGUAGCUGUGAACUGGUUGAUUCUGAACAGGGACUGAAAGUUAAUUGUAAGGAAAGACAAUUAGAAAGUUUAGCUGAUUUAAAGCCGAAGCCUAUAAACGUCCAAGAGCUGAAUCUUAGGGACAACAACGUACACACUAUCAAAAAAUCCCACUUCCUAGAUUAUAAAAACCUUCAUCUUCUUGAUUUGGGGAACAACGUCAUUAAGGUUAUAGAAAACAGUACUUUUCAAAAUCUCAUUGAGCUAAGAUGGCUUUACAUAGAUAAAAACUACCUGGAUACCCUUAUUGCCGAAAUGUUUACAGGAUUGCUAAAUCUGGAAUAUCUCAAUUUGGAAUAUAACUCUAUACAGUGUAUAAUGCCUGGCACAUUCAAGUCAAUGCCAAAGCUAAGAGUUUUAAUUCUAAACAAUAAUAUUUUAAAAUCUUUGCCCUCGGAUGUGUUUACUGGUGUUACUUUAUCAAAAAUCAGCUUAAAUAACAAUUAUUUUACAUUUCUUCCUGUAAUUGGUGUUUUAGACCAGCUUCUAUCCAUUAUACAAAUUGAUCUGCAUGGGAAUCCGUGGGAUUGUUCGUGUAAUAUUGUGCCUUUCAAACAAUGGACUGAAAGGCUCGGAUCAGAUGUUAUUGUGAGUGACUUGAAAUGCGAAUCCCCAGAAAAGUUCUGGACAAAGGAUUUCAGAUUCCUAAGAAAUGAUCUUAUAUGCCCGCAUCUUUAUGAAAAAAUCUUUCCCACGUCUUUGUCUAAAAACAGCACCGCUGCCUUGGAUACGGGGACUCGCUCUAAUUCGUACCCCGAAACAAGCAGGGUAUCUAUAUCUGUACUGGUUCCUGGGCUGAUCCUUGUUUUUGUCACUUCUGCAUUUACAGUUGUGGGAAUGCUGGUCUUUAUUCUUCGAAAUCGCAAAAGAUCAAAAAGAAGAGAUACAAACUCUUCUGCGUCUGAGAUAAAUUCCUUACAGACAGUAUGCGACUCUUCAUACUGGCAUAGUGGGGCUUAUAAUGCAGAUGGACCCCACAGAGUUUACGAAUGUGGCACCCACUCACUUUCAGAUUAGAAGUACAGCUCUUAAUGGGCACAUUGAUACAGAAAGACAAGGUUCAUAAACGAUCCUGUGUACAAAGUAGUGGGUUGUUACAGUUAAAAAAAAAAAAAAAAGAUCGAUAAAUGCUUACUGCUAAUAGCACUGUUGGCUAGCUGUUCAUGCAUCAAUUUACUGUAUUGCCGAUGAGAAAUUGUCUGAAAUCGAAGCAACUGUAAAAUAUGUAAAGACCUAUCUCAUACAGAUAUUUGCUGCAACAAGGAGGGAAACUACAGCAUACGAAGACUCGGACAGAGUUAGAAAAGCUGCACGAACGCAUGAAUGUAAUGUAAAUAAGUGACAACUAUAAUCAAACGCUGCAUGGCUCGCAUGAUCUCUACAAACCACGGGGACUCAUCAUGGUUAUUUGAAAACAUUCAUCAAUGUUAUACAUACAAUCUAUAUAAAUAUUCAAAGUGCCAUUUCUCUAUUUUUUUGUGGAAAACGCAGUACUACAUUUGUAUCUCUAUUGUUUUAAAUUGUAAAAAAAAAAAAAAAAAAAAAA